This is a messenger RNA of Staurois parvus, 388 nucleotides long. The record is from the annotation of a GenBank genome assembly. NCBI's taxonomy places the organism in Eukaryota, Metazoa, Chordata, Amphibia, Anura, Ranidae.
UGGGGAACACACAAAGCUUUAUUGAACUACGAAAGACACUCAAUCAGGACAGUUCAUGGCACUCUGCGACAUGCGGCUUGUAGGGACACCCACGGACAACAUCGGCUCACGGGGACUCAACGGGGCCUUGGCUGUGGAUUCUGGCCUCAACACAGCUCCCACACAGCUUACUAGGGACAACAUCAGGCUCACGGGGACUCAACGGGACUUUGGCUGUGGAGUCUGGCCUCAACACAGCGUACUAGGGACGACAGGCUCACAGGGACUCAGCAGGACCUUGACUAGGGGGGCUGACCUCAGCACAGCUCCCACCCAGCUUUCUAGGGACAUCAGGCUCACGGGGACUCAGCAGGUAGCGAUGGCUCAAGCACUCAGGGGCAUCCCAGGU